GUGCGCCGGCCGUUACCUGUCAGCGGCGGCGGGCGGAGGAGGAGGCGGCGGCGGCGGUGGCGGCGGCGGGAUGGAGGGGCUCAUCCCGCUCGUUAACCGGCUGCAGGAUGCCUUCGCGGCGCUGGGCCAGAACUGCCUGCUCGACCUGCCGCAGAUCGCGGUGGUGGGCGGGCAGAGCGCCGGCAAGAGCUCCGUGCUGGAGAACUGCGUCUCCAGGGAUUUUCUUCCACGAGGUUCUGGAAUUGUGACAAGACGACCAUUGGUCUUGCAACUCAUCACUGCCAAAACAGAGUAUGCUGAAUUUCUACACUGCAAAGGGAAGAAAUUUACUGAUUUUGAUGAAGUUCGUCAGGAGAUUGAAGUAGAAACAGAUAGAGUAACAGGAAUGAACAAAGGCAUUUCUUCAGUUCCUAUUAAUUUAAGAAUAUAUUCUCCACAUGUCUUAAGCCUGACCCUUAUCGAUUUGCCGGGAAUCACUAAAGUGCCAGUGGGGGAUCAGCCUCCAGAUAUUGAGCAGCAGAUCAGAGACAUGAUAAUGCAGUUCAUCUCUCGAGAGAACUGCCUGAUCCUGGCUGUGACUCCAGCUAACACUGACCUGGCCAACUCAGAUGCCCUGAAGCUGGCAAAGGAAGUGGACCCUCAGGGCCUCAGGACCAUCGGUGUGAUCACAAAACUGGAUCUGAUGGAUGAAGGAACAGAUGCAAGAGAAGUUCUGGAAAACAAACUCCUCCCUCUUCGUAGAGGUUAUAUUGGUGUUGUAAACAGAAGCCAGAAAGACAUUGAUGGGAAGAAGGACAUAAAGGCAGCUCUUUUAGCAGAAAGGAAAUUCUUUCUUUCUCACCCAUCCUACAGGCACAUGGCAGAUCGGAUGGGAACACCAUAUCUCCAGAAAGUUCUAAACCAGCAACUUACCAAUCAUAUUCGGGAUACCCUGCCAGCCUUCAGAAGCAAACUCCAGAGCCAACUGCUCUCUAUAGAACAUGAAGUAGAGGUAUACAAAAACUUCAGACCAGAAGAUCCCACCAGAAAAACGAAAGCCCUAUUGCAGAUGGUACAACAGUUUUCAGUGGACUUUGAAAAAAGAAUUGAAGGAUCAGGAGAUCAAGUUGAUACGCUAGAGCUUUCAGGAGGUGCCAAAAUCAAUCGUAUUUUCCAUGAACGUUUUCCCUUUGAACUCGUGAAGAUGGAAUUCAAUGAGAAGGAACUGCGGAGAGAGAUAAGUUACGCCAUCAAGAACAUACACGGGAUCAGAACAGGUUUGUUCACUCCAGAUAUGGCGUUUGAAGCCAUUGUUAAAAAACAGAUAGUUAAGCUGAAAGGACCUUGCUUAAAAAGUGUGGAUCUGGUGAUGCAAGAGUUAAUCAACACUGUCAAGAAGUGCACUAAAAAGUUGGCAACAUAUCCAAGGUUGUGUGAGGAAACAGAAAGAAUUGUUGCUGGCUACAUUCGUGAAAGAGAAGAGAAGACCAAGGAUCAGAUGCUGCUGCUCAUUGAUAUCCAGGUUUCUUAUAUCAACACCAACCAUGAAGACUUCAUUGGCUUUGCAAAUGCCCAACAAAGAAGCAGUCAGGUUAACAAAAGUGCAGUGGGAAAUCAGCCACAGGUCAUCCGGAAAGGCUGGCUCACCAUCAACAACAUUGGCAUCAUGAAAGGAGGAUCCAAGGAAUACUGGUUCGUUCUGACUGCAGAGAGCUUGUCCUGGUAUAAAGAUGAUGAGGAGAAAGAGAAGAAGUAUAUGCUGCCUUUGGACAACUUGAAAGUGCGAGAUGUUGAAAAGAGCUUCAUGUCCAGCAAACACAUCUUUGCAUUGUUUAACACAGAGCAGAGGAAUGUUUACAAGGAUUACCGUUUCCUUGAGCUAGCCUGUGACUCCCAAGAGGAGGUGGAUAGCUGGAAGGCAUCUCUGCUACGAGCCGGUGUCUAUCCUGAUAAAUCCUCAGGGAGCAACAAAACUGAAACUGAAGAGAAUGGCCAAGCAGAUAAUUUUUCAAUGGAUCCCCAGCUGGAAAGACAGGUGGAGACAAUUCGAAAUCUUGUGGACUCCUACAUGUCUAUUAUUAACAAAUGUAUCCGAGAUUUGAUACCGAAAACAAUCAUGCACCUCAUGAUCAAUAAUGUAAAAGAAUUUAUCAAUGCAGAGCUGCUGGCUCACCUGUAUUCUUCUGAGGACCAGAACACUCUGAUGGAGGAGUCGGCGGAGCAGGCGCAGCGGCGGGACGAGACCCUGCGCAUGUACCAGGCCCUGAAGGAGGCUCUGGCCAUCAUCGGGGACAUCAGCACCAGCACGGUCUCCACCCCUGCUCCCCCUCCUGUUGACGACUCGUGGCUUCAGCAGGCACGCAGAUCACCUCCUCCAAGUCCUUCAACUCCGAGGAGACCUACACUGAACAAUCCCCCAACCAGACCCUUAUCUGGCCGAGGACCCGCUCCUGCAAUCCCCUCUCCAGGCCCUCAGUCGGGGGCUCCCCCAGUCCCGUUCCGCCCUGGAGCUCUGCCUCCGUUUCCCAGCGCUGACGCCCAUGGAGGACCUCCCCAGGUUCCCUCUCGGCCCAGCCGGGCUCCUCCCAGCGUGCCAAGUCGAAGACCACCCCCUUCACCUACUCGGCCCACUGUAAUCCGUCCGUUAGAUUCAUCCCUGUUAGACUAA
Pseudopodoces humilis (Tibetan ground-tit) is the source of this 2647-nucleotide messenger RNA. The record is from RefSeq and is a predicted model, not a curated record. Lineage: Eukaryota; Metazoa; Chordata; Aves; Passeriformes; Paridae.